Messenger RNA from Prorocentrum cordatum, 658 nucleotides. The record is from the annotation of a GenBank genome assembly. Lineage: Eukaryota; Dinophyceae; Prorocentrales; Prorocentraceae.
GUUGACGAAUGCCUUAGUCAAGAGAGGCAUCCCGACAGUUCCGGUGGAGAUAGACAUCGGAGGUGUAGAGCACGACAUGACCCAGCCGUCCAUUGUUGACACCAUCCUCCGCACCGUCAUGGUGCUUGGCAUUGCGUUCGUUCACUUUGCUCCGCCGUGCAAUACCUACAGUAUUGCGCGCUGGCCCAAGAUCCGCAGCAAAGUAUUUCCUUUGGGCAAGUUCAACGUGACAGUCAAAGAGCUGAAGCUGCUCACGAUGUCCAACUUAUGUGUUAAACAUAUGUGUCAGAUCAUCGAUAGGUUGUGUGACAUGCGGGUGAGCUGGUCAGUGGAGAAUCCAAAUACUAGUAUUCUGUGGCACACUCCAUCAUGGUUGAAGGUCUUGGUAGACUACGAGCCGACAUUGAUUCUUUGGCACAUGUGCCAGUAUGGUGAGAUUUACAAGAAGCCGACGCGCCUCUACACUUGGGCGCCCGACACCAAGUUCUUCUUGGGCAAGCUCGCGAAUACUUGCAAUGGUGGCCACACGCACGUUUCUCUUUCAGGAUGGGAUUGGGACCAUCCAGAGUUGCAUACCGUUCCCACGCAGAAAGGUACAUCGGCCUAUCCGCUGCGCCUUGCCAACAAGUGGGCCAACCUCAUCGAGCGCUACUUCCAC